This is a messenger RNA of Populus nigra (black poplar), 1861 nucleotides long. RefSeq names its product protein RETICULATA-RELATED 1, chloroplastic. The transcript is spliced from 7 exons. NCBI's taxonomy places the organism in Eukaryota, Viridiplantae, Streptophyta, Magnoliopsida, Malpighiales, Salicaceae. Gene Ontology annotation, biological process: plant organ development. Bases 281 to 1531 code for a protein of 416 amino acids. Gene Ontology annotation, cellular component: chloroplast inner membrane. The record is from RefSeq and is a predicted model, not a curated record.
UCCUCUCCAAUCUCUGUGCUCUCGACCGCAUCCAAUCCCUCGAACCAGUGUUCUCACUCGACACAUCACCCGAACUCCUAAACCUAGUAACUCCUCCUUUAAGUCCCAACAUACUACAAAAUAAAAACCAAACAGACGACAGACUUUGCCUUUUUGACUCGCCGGACAACCACAGAUCAAAUCGGAGUAAAAAAUCUGUUGUCUCCGUCGAGACAACAGUAACUAAGCUCUAUUUAAUAGUAUUACUUAAAAAAAAUCAUUUUUCGAUAAGAAAAAAAUAAUGUCAGCUUCUUCGCUGUACUGUAAACUCUCCCCUCUCUCCAACUCCUUUGCUUCUAACGACGUCGCUCCGAUCACCAAUCUCACCGUCAAGAUUUUCAGUUCCGUCAAAAACCACCGCAACGAUUUCCGUUCUCAUCCAAUAAAAUUAGUCUGCUCUUUCAACAAUACCACUCACUCUGUUAAAUGCUCCCUUUCUGAUUCUACCUCCGGUACCGUUACUAACGGUAAUUUGAACGAUGAUCCCGGGGUUUUGGAUAUUUCUUCUGAGUUGAGAACUGAUGGCGGCGAUAAUGGUUGUGGGGGUGAUAGUGGAGGUUCUUCUGGUAGUGGCGGUGGAGGAGGAGGAGGUGGAGGAGACGGUGGUGAUAGUGAGGAGAAGGAGUUUGGACCGAUAAUGAAAUUCGAGGAAGUAAUGAAGGAAAUAGAGGCACGUGGAGUUGAGCUUCCUGCUGAUAUGAUGGAAGCUGCUAAAUCUAUCGGGAUUCGCAAAAUGUUUCUCCUUCGUUACCUCGAUUUGCAGGGAUCAGCUUGGCCACUAGGUUUUUUAAUGAAGUACUGUACUAUGCUGCGUAAUCGAAUGCUUGCUGAUCCUUCUUUUCUUUUCAAAGUUGGAACAGAGAUAGUUAUCGAUUCGUGUUGUGCAACGUUUGCGGAGGUCCAGAAGAGGGGAAAGGAUUUCUGGUCAGAGUUUGAGUUGUAUGCGGCGGAUCUUUUGGUUGGGAUCGUGGUCGACAUUGCUUUGGUUGGAUUGCUAGCUCCUUAUGCUCGUAUUGGGAAGCCGGCUGUUUCAGGUGGGUUGUUUGGGAGCAUGCAGCAGGCAUGUGCGGCUCUUCCUAGCAGUGUUUUUGAAGCUGAAAGGCCAGGAUGCAAAUUCUCUGUGAAACAGCGCACUGCCACCUACUUUUACAAGGGUGUAUUAUACGGUUCAGUUGGGUUUGGUUGUGGACUUAUUGGCCAAGGCAUUGCUAAUCUAAUAAUGACUGCCAAACGAAGCAUAAAGAAAUCAGAUGAGGACAUUCCUGUUCCACCUCUUGUGCAAAGUGCGGUUCUUUGGGGUGUGUUUCUUGCUUUAUCUUCCAACACUCGCUACCAAAUUAUUAAUGGACUGGAGCACCUGGUUGAAGCAUCACCUGUGGCAAAACAGGUCCCACCUGUUGCCAUGGCUUUCACUGUUGGUGUGCGAUUUGCCAACAAUAUUUAUGGUGGCAUGCAGUUCGUAGAUUGGGCAAAAUUGAGUGGGGUGCAAUAGUUGAAGUCGUCUCCUUCACUUUCUUCUUCCUGCUAUGAAAUGAGUACGAAAGUUCCCGAUUCCUCAGGGUGACCGUGUCUUUGCUCGACGGGUGACCAGAAAGGCACUUGAAUUUAAGGUUUUCUUACCUCCCGAAGCCAUUGAUGGACCCAUGCUCUUCCAUUCAUCACCUUGAAGCAGAGUAACGACAUCUAUCAUGGGAUCAACAGAAGCCUUUUCCUUUAUGCUUUGGCUUGUCAGCAUGACAACCGUUACACGCGGUUGGUAGGAUAUUAAAAAUUUAAACAUAGUUAACUAUAUACAAUUAUACAUUUAAGGUUUCAUUUGAAA